Messenger RNA from Helianthus annuus (common sunflower), 986 nucleotides. Its product is annotated as abscisic acid receptor PYL2. Gene Ontology annotation, cellular component: cytoplasm; nucleus. The transcript has 2 exons. NCBI's taxonomy places the organism in Eukaryota, Viridiplantae, Streptophyta, Magnoliopsida, Asterales, Asteraceae. Gene Ontology annotation, biological process: abscisic acid-activated signaling pathway. Gene Ontology annotation, molecular function: abscisic acid binding; protein phosphatase inhibitor activity; signaling receptor activity. The record is from RefSeq and is a predicted model, not a curated record. Bases 171 to 752 code for a protein of 193 amino acids.
CAUUGUCCACCAAACUCUCUCCUUUCACUUUCAAAACUCAUCACAAAAAAAAGAUAAUAAAUAAAAAAAAAAUUAUUACCUCAUCAAAUCUCCUACACCCCCAACCCAAUGAUCCAAUAAAUCUAAGACCUUCCAAACCCUCAAAGCUAAUCACUCUUCUAGCUCUCCAAAUGGACAGAAACACCAACUCAAACUCAAACUCAAUCCCACAAGGCCUAACCCAAGAAGAAUACACUCAACUCCAACCCUUAAUAAAUGCAUACCACAUGUUCGACAAAAUGCCCAACACAUGCACCUCACUAAUAACUCAACGCAUCGAGGCGCCCGCCCACGUGGUCUGGGCUUUGGUACGGCGGUUCGACAACCCACAAAGGUACAAGCAUUUCAUCAAGAGUUGCAGCAUGAUCGGUGACGGAGGUGUUGGGAGUAUCCGUGAAGUUAACGUUAUCUCGGGCAUCCCGGCGUCCACGAGCACCGAAAGAUUGGAGCUGGUGGACGAGGAGAGGCAUAUUUUGAGUUUUAGAGUUGUGGGUGGUGAGCACAGGUUGAAUAACUAUCUUUCGGUUACUUCGGUUAAUGAGUUUAGUAAGGAGGAAAAGGUUUACACAAUUGUGUUGGAGUCUUAUGUUGUUGAUGUUCCUGAAGGGAAUACGGUAGAUGAUACCAAGAUGUUUACGGAUACGGUUGUCAAGUUGAAUUUGCAGAAGUUGGGUGUGGUGGCUAUGGGCUGUCUGCAUGGUGGUGAAUCAUAGUGGUACUGGUGGUGGUGGUGGUCAGGAAGAAGAUAAUGGUUGGUGACGUUGGGAGACUUGUGAGCAAGGCCAAGACUCAUGGGAAACAUGUGAACAUGAAGCUACUUCUUUGAUUCGUGGUUUGGGUGUUCCGGUUCCACUCGUUUUGACUUUUUUUAAGUCAAAUUGCUAACCACGAUUUUGAAGAACGAAAAUUCAAAAAUGUCCAAUAACAAUCUUGUUUCACAGUUUGAA